AUGUGUGGUGCCAGACGCGGAGAGCUCUCCGGCUCGACCAACGUCCCCGGUGGCCGUGAGGUCCUCCCCACCAAUGUCAAGCCCCUCCACUACGACCUGACCCUCGAGCCCAACUUCGAGACCUUCAAAUACGAUGGUACCGUCGUCAUUGACCUCGACGUUGCCGAAGAUACCACCUCCAUCUCCCUCAACUCCAACGAGAUCAAGAUCCACGAUGCCGUCGUCUCCUCCCAGGGCGCCGUUGUCGCCUCCAAGCCCGAGAUCUCCCUCAACCCAGACAACCAGGUGGCAACCGUCAAGUUCGCCGACACCAUCCCCGCCGGUGCCUCGGCCCAGCUGAAGCUGACCUUCACCGGAGAGCUCAAUGACAACAUGGCUGGUUUCUACCGCUCCUCCUACAAGACCGCCGACGGUCAGACCAAGUACAUUGCCACCACGCAGAUGGAGCCCACCGACGCCCGCCGCGCCUUCCCCUGCUUCGAUGAGCCUGCCCUCAAGGCCAAGUUCACCGUCACCCUGGUCGCGGACAAGGACCAGACGUGCCUGAGCAACAUGGACGUCGCCAGCGAGACCGAGGUCCAGGGCGGCAAGAAGGCCGUCAAGUUCAACACCUCCCCUCUCAUGUCCACCUACCUGCUCGCCUUCAUCGUCGGCCACCUCAAGCACAUCGAGACCAACGCGUUCCGCGUCCCCAUCCGCGUCUACGCCACCCCGGAUCAGGACAUCGAGCAUGGUCGCUUCUCCCUGGACCUGGCUGCCCGCACCCUCGAGUUCUACGAGAAGGCGUUCGACAACACCUUCCCCCUGCCCAAGAUGGACAUGGUGGCCAUCCCCGAUUUCUCCGCCGGUGCCAUGGAGAACUGGGGUCUGAUCACCUACCGUGUCGUCGACGUGCUGCUGGACGAGAAGACCGCCGGAGCUUCCCGCAAGGAGCGCAUCGCCGAGACCGUCCAGCACGAGCUGGCCCACCAGUGGUUCGGUAACCUGGUCACCAUGGACUUCUGGGAUGGUCUGUGGCUCAACGAGGGUUUCGCCACCUGGAUGUCCUGGUAUUCCUGCAACAGCUUCUUCCCCGAGUGGAAGGUCUGGCAGACGUACGUUAUCGACACCCUGCAGGGUGCCUUGUCCCUCGACUCGCUGCGCAGCAGUCACCCCAUCGAGGUGCCGGUGAAGCGGGCCGACGAGAUCAACCAGAUCUUCGACGCCAUCUCGUACUCCAAGGGUUCAUCCGUCCUGCGCAUGAUCUCCAAGUACCUGGGUGAGGAGGUCUUCAUUCAGGGUGUCCGCGACUACAUCAAGAAGCACGCCUAUGGAAACACCCAGACCGGUGACCUGUGGGCGGCUCUGGCCAAUGCCAGCGGCAAGCCCGUCGAGGAGGUCAUGGACAUCUGGACCAAGAGUAUCGGUUUCCCCGUGGUCACCGUCUCGGAGAACCCCGAUACCUCCUCCAUCAAGGUGAAGCAGAACCGGUUCCUGCGCACCGGUGAUGUUCGCCCCGAGGAGGACAAGACUCUGUUCCCGGUUAUGCUGGGUCUGCGUACCAAGAACGGCAUCGACGAGGACACCAUGCUGACGACCCGUGAGGGCGAGUUCAAGGUGCCCGACCUGGACUUCUUCAAGCUGAACGCCGACCACUCCGCUCUCUACCGCACCUCGUACACCCCCGAACGCCUGACCAAGCUGGGUGAGGCGGCUCGCACCGGUCUGCUGACCGUCGAGGACCGCGCCGGUAUGAUUGCCGACGCCGGUGCCCUGGCUGCGUCCGGCUUCCAGAGCACCUCCGGACUGCUGUCCCUCCUGAAGGGAUUCGACGGCGAGGCCGAAUUCAUCGUGUGGAACGAGAUCCUGGCCCGUAUCGGCACCCUGCGUGCGGCCUGGCUGUUCGAGGAUGCCCCGACCAAGGACGCCCUGAAGGCCUUCCAGCGCUCGCUGGUUAGCAACAAGGCGCACGAACUCGGAUGGGAGUUCUCCGAGAACGACGGCCACAUCCUGCAGCAGUUCAAGGCUCUGAUGUUCGCCAGCGCCGGCAGCGCCGAGGACCCGAUCGUCGUCAAGGCCGCGCACGACAUGUUCGAGCGGUUCGCCGCCGGCGACGCCAGCGCCAUCCACCCCAACAUCCGCGGCAGCGUGUUCAGCAUCGUCCUCAAGCGCGGUGGCGAGAAGGAGUACGACGUCGUGCUGAACCAGUUCCACAACGCCGCCACCAACGACGAGAAGACCACCGCCCUCCGCUGCCUCGGCUCCGCCGAAGACCCCGCCCUGAUCCACCGCACCCUCGAGCUCGCCAGCGGCGACGAGGUCAAGAACCAGGACAUCUACAUGCCCCUCGGCGCGCUCCGCAACCACGUCGGCGGUAUCGAGGCCCGCUGGGCCUGGCUCAAGACCAACUGGGACGCCGUCUACAAGCGUCUGCCUCCCUCCCUGGGCAUGCUGGGUACCGUCAUCCAGCUCAGCAUCUCCAGCUUCACCACCGAGCAGCAGCUCAAGGAGGUGCAGGAGUUCUUCGAGAGCAAGGACACUAAGGGCUACGACCGCGCCGUCGAGCAGAGUCUGGACGCCAUCCGCGCCAAGGUCAACUGGGUCAAGCGUGACCACUCCGACGUCGAAUCCUGGCUCAAGUCCAACGGAUACACUCGCGACGGGAAGCUGUAA
Messenger RNA from Aspergillus heteromorphus CBS 117.55, 2652 nucleotides. RefSeq names its product M1 family metallopeptidase. Gene Ontology annotation, cellular component: cytoplasm. The coding region runs from base 1 to 2652 and encodes 883 amino acids. Gene Ontology annotation, molecular function: peptide binding; zinc ion binding; metalloaminopeptidase activity. The record is from RefSeq and is a predicted model, not a curated record. NCBI's taxonomy places the organism in Eukaryota, Fungi, Ascomycota, Eurotiomycetes, Eurotiales, Aspergillaceae. Gene Ontology annotation, biological process: proteolysis; peptide catabolic process. The transcript has 3 exons.